Thelazia callipaeda (thelaziosis nematode) is the source of this 1095-nucleotide messenger RNA. The record is from the annotation of a GenBank genome assembly. NCBI's taxonomy places the organism in Eukaryota, Metazoa, Nematoda, Chromadorea, Rhabditida, Thelaziidae.
AUGAAAAAGCUAGCUUGUAAGGCUAUUAUCACCUUACUAAUCAGCAUCGUGACCUUCACUAAAUCAGUUCAAGGACCAUUUUUCAACUACGACGAUAACAACAAUAAUAACGUAUUUAAUGAAGUGGAAGAUGAUGAUCAGUAUGCAAAAUCUUUCGAUGAUCAGAAUUUUGAUAAUUCAAAUGAGGCUUAUAUUUUAACGGUAUCAAAGGCUAUUGGUCAAGUGACAGGACUUGGAAUAAAUUCAUUGGGACAGUUACUGGCAUUUCAUCGCGCUGGACGAAUUUGGAAUCGAUGGUCAUUCGAUGAAAAUCAUCGCUUCAAUACUAGUUUUGGUCCAAUCAAAAACUCAACAAUUUAUGUGAUUAGUCCACAUUCUGGUAAUGUUUUGCAAGAAUUUGGACAAGAUAUAUUUUAUCUGCCUCAUGGAUUGACUGUUGAUUACGAUGAUAACAUUUGGGUAACAGACGUUGGAUCUCAUCAAGUGUACAAAUUUGACAAAAAUUUUAAAUUACUGUUAAAAUUGGGAGAGCAUUUGGUGCCAGGAAGUGAUUCUAAACAUUUUUGCCAACCAACUGAUAUUGCUGUUGCUAAGAAUGGGCAUUUCUUUGUUUCUGAUGGUUACUGCAAUAGUCGCGUCAUGAAAUUCGAUCAGUAUGGAAAGCUGUUAGCAGAAUUUGGCGGCUCAAAUGGUGACGAUGAUUUUUUGAUUCCACACUCGUUGGCACUUAUUGAAGAUAUGAAUCUUAUUUGUGUAGCUGAUCGAGAAAACGAACGGAUUCAAUGUUUCAGUGCAGGUAUCGCGAAUGAUGAACGAGCCCUACCAAUCGGAAUUUUAAUUACUAAAGCAGAAAGUAUUGGUCGAAUCUUUGCAAUUCGUGAAAAAAAACACUACUUGGUGGGAGUGACUGGAUCUGACAGUGAAGGCAUUGAACCACAACUUUUUGUGAUGGAUAUGAACAGUGGAAAAGCAAACAGCUUUGUAAAAGGAAUCGAAAAUGCUCAUUGCUUGGCGAUAUCCGAAGAUGGCACUGUUUAUGUUGGCCAAACUAAGCCUGAACAGAUUGUCGAACUUUCUUUGCUUGAUCAAAAUUGA